Myodes glareolus (Bank vole) is the source of this 2554-nucleotide messenger RNA. It is a transcript of the gene Gtpbp3, whose product is annotated as GTP binding protein 3, mitochondrial. Lineage: Eukaryota; Metazoa; Chordata; Mammalia; Rodentia; Cricetidae. Gene Ontology annotation, molecular function: GTPase activity; GTP binding; protein binding. The record is from RefSeq and is a predicted model, not a curated record. Gene Ontology annotation, biological process: tRNA methylation; tRNA wobble uridine modification. Gene Ontology annotation, cellular component: mitochondrion; cytoplasm.
UCUCUCUCUCUCUCUCUCUCUCUCUCUCUCUAUCUAUCUAUCUAUCUCUCGUGGUCUGAGAACAACUUGCACAAGUCGGCAAUCCUUCACUAAGCGGGGUCUCUUAAAGGCUAAGCUGCCCUUUUUUGGAAGUGAAACUGUGCACACGUAGCUUCUUGGCGCCGCUAAAGCUAUGGACACAAGGGAAGAACGAGACGCGAGCCUUCGCCCUGUGACAGCCUGGGAUUUCUUCCUCCCACUGUCACGGCUCCCAGACGCUCUAAGGACCGAAAACUUGGGUCUCAUAUUUCCGGGGGACACUCUUGCGCUGCACACACCCCCUUGGUUUCCCUUAUGUGAACCAAUAGAAACCACGGUCGGCUGGCCAGUCAAUGGUAGUGGAGAGUUACUGGGCGCACUGCCAGUCACGCCGCGAUGGGGCGGGACUUCCUCCCGGAACUUGAAGCCGCGCAGGAAGGUCGGGCAAGGUGCUUGCUGGUUGGAAAUCCAUGUGGCGCGGGCUGAGUGCCCUGGCGACCCGGGCGGCGCGGGCGCCUCGCAGGCUGUGCGCACGCCGGAGCAGCGGCGCCGGGUCCUGGACCCCCGAGAGCACCAUCUUUGCGCUCAGCUCCGGCCAGGGUCGCUGCGCCAUCGCCGUGAUCCGCACCAGCGGCCCGGCCAGCGGGAUCGCGCUCCGCAGCCUCACUGCAUCCCGGGAGCCACCUCCGGCCCGCAGCGCCUGCCUGCACCUUCUCCGCCACCCGCGCUCUGGGGAGCCGCUGGACCGCGCGCUCGUCCUCUGGUUCCCAGGCCCCCGGAGUUUCACUGGUGAGGAUUGCGUGGAGUUUCACGUGCACGGAGGUCCCGCGGUGGUCAGUGGCGUCCUGCAGGCGUUGGGUAGUGUGCCGGGACUGCGACCAGCUGAGCCAGGGGAGUUCACCAGAAGAGCAUUCGCCCAUGGAAAGCUGAGCCUGACUGAAGUAGAGGGACUGGCUGAUCUGAUCCACGCAGAAACUGAGGCCCAGCGGCGCCAGGCCCUGAGGCAGCUGGAUGGGGAGCUGGGCCAAUUGUGCCGAGGCUGGGCGAAGACUCUCACCAAGGCUCUGGCCCAUGUAGAAGCCUAUAUUGACUUUGGAGAGGAUGGCAGUUUGGAAGAGGGUGUGUUGGAGCAGGGUAUGUCUGCCUUUGGGAGGGUGGGGCUGGCGUCUCAGCACCCCAAAGAUCCUCCUGAUCGCCUCUCCUCAGCCUACCUUUUCCCUCUCACAGUGGACAGAGACGUUCGAACCCUGGAGGCUGCACUGGGUUCCCACCUGCAAGAUGCCAGGCGUGGUCAAAGGCUCCGCUCAGGGGUGCACGUUGUGGUCACUGGACCCCCCAAUGCGGGCAAGAGUAGUCUGGUGAAUCUUCUCAGCCAGAAACCUGUGUCCAUCGUGUCCCCAGAGCCAGGGACCACCCGAGAUGUGCUGGAGACGCCUGUGGACCUGGCUGGCUUCCCUGUGCUGCUGAGUGAUACUGCCGGGCUGCGGGAAGGCGUGGGCAUGGCUGAGCAGGAGGGCGUGCGAAGGGCUCGCCAGCGGUUGGAGCAGGCUGACAUUAUCCUAGGGGUCCUGGAUGCCUCCGACCUGGCCUCCCCCUCCUGCUGCAGCUUCCUGGACACUGUGGUGGCCCCACUGGCAGCACAGAGCCCCACCAGCAGCGGACAGCGCUUCCUACUGCUGCUCAACAAAUCUGACCUGCUUCCCACUAGUCCCCCGGCCAGCGACACUGCCUUAUUAGGGACGCCGCACCUGCUGCUGUCCUGCCUCACCGGAGCUGGGCUGGACGGCCUUCUGCAGGCCCUAAAGACCGAGCUGGCUGCGGUGUGUGGGGACUCAUCCACAGGACCACCUCUCCUGACCCGGGCGAGGCACCAGCAUCACCUCCAGAGCUGUCUGGAUGCCCUGAGUCACUACCAGGCAACCACAGACCUGGCCCUGGCAGCCGAGGCCCUGCGUCGGGCUCGGAAGCACCUGAGCCACCUCACAGGAGGAGGAGGCACUGAAGAGGUCCUGGACCUCAUCUUCCGGGACUUCUGUGUGGGCAAGUAAGGGUCAGAGCUGGGGGGGACCCAGGGCCUCAGUUCCCACUGAUGGCAGCAAAGAGCAGGAGCACACUUGGGGUCCCCAGCCCUCAAGCCUAUUCCCUCCACAGUGAGCAGGAGAGACAGGCCAGGGAUCUCAGGAUGACUACCCCUCGGCUGCUGAGAUUAAGGCCUUCAUCACCAUGCCAAGUGUACAUAGUGGUGGAGAUGAAAUUCUUGCCACACCCCAGCUCCUCGCAGGGGUUCCAACCCUGAACCAUGCCCCCAGCCUCUCACUGGGGGACUCCAGACAGGGGUUCCACCCUGAGCCACACCCCUUGCUUCAUAGUUUUUAAGUACCACAGGAGCAUGAAGAGUUUGGGUGGUCCAAAAAUGUCAGUUCACGAGGACCAGUCAGCUUUACCUUCCAGAAGUUUGCCUAUGUGUUCUCUCUAUGAGAACAUGUGUCAUAUGUCAAUCUUUCAUAUGUCAAUCAAAUAUAUUUAUUAUCGCCAC